Asparagus officinalis (garden asparagus) is the source of this 937-nucleotide messenger RNA. Its product is annotated as trafficking protein particle complex subunit 5. NCBI's taxonomy places the organism in Eukaryota, Viridiplantae, Streptophyta, Magnoliopsida, Asparagales, Asparagaceae. Bases 184 to 771 code for a protein of 195 amino acids. The transcript is spliced from 9 exons. Gene Ontology annotation, cellular component: TRAPPII protein complex; TRAPPI protein complex; TRAPPIII protein complex. The record is from RefSeq and is a predicted model, not a curated record. Gene Ontology annotation, biological process: endoplasmic reticulum to Golgi vesicle-mediated transport.
GCGAACCCCCGAACCCGACCCAUCGUCAGCGGUAAAUCUAGUCAGUCGAUAAAACACCCCCCUUUCACUCGCAGAGCAAAAAGCGCAACCGCAAUCGAACAAGAUCGAGAUUGAAGGAGAAGAGGAAUUAAGUGAUCGAGAGCUGGGAAUUUUUAGGGUUUUGAAGCAACGUCAACAACCAAAAUGAUCGGAGUCGGGGCCAAGCCAAAGCAAUACAGCAACGUCCUCGACAAACCCCUCAGCAGAGGCAGGCAAGAGGUUAGCUUGAGUGCAUUUGCCUUCCUGUUUUCUGAAAUGGUACAAUACAACCAGACACAAGUCGAUAACAUUGCAGAGCUCGAGCGACGGUUAGAGGCUGCUGGCUAUGCUGUUGGAGCAAGAGUACUUGAACUUCUUUGCCAUAGAGAUAAGGGAAACAGAAGGGAGACACGCUUAUUGGGGAUACUGUCGUUUGUACACAGUACGGUGUGGAAGGUUCUAUUCGGAAAGGUUGCAGACUCACUUGAGAAGGGAACUGAACAUGAAGAUGAAUACAUGAUCAGUGAAAAAGAACUUCUGGUCAAUCGAUUUAUUUCCAUACCAAAAGAUAUGGGGUCAUUCAAUUGUGGAGCUUUUGUGGCUGGAAUUGUGAAGGGUGUCUUAGAUAAUGCAGGUUUUCCUGCUGUUGUCACUGCACAUUUUGUUCCUAUGGAAGGCCAACAAAGGCCACGUACCACAAUUUUGAUCAAAUUUGCUGAGGAGGUACUCCGAAGGGAAGCAAGAUUUAGCUAAGCUUCUGCCACAGAUCUCAUUUGCAUUCACAUGUUCGAGCUCUUCGUACGUACAGCCGUGAUGUCAAAUGUCGUUAGUGGCGGGAAGCACAAAUCAUUUUCAGUUGUUUCACCGAGAAACUCCAUAAACUAUCAACUGUCCUACUUUUUUACAUGUAUCAGUGUAU